CUAUACGCACGUGGAUUUACAGCCUCAGGGAUUUCACUAAUUCUACAACUAUGGGUAAAGAUAAUGCUAAUAUCGUCAUAAUUCUGACAAAACACCUGAAAAAGCUGUCAAAGGCCGGCUUAGAAGACUUUGUUGUAGCCCUCUGUGACCUUAAGCCUCCUAGGGGAUACAACCAAAUCCAGAGGGAACAUCUGGAAGGGAAAACUCCAAAGCAGAUGGCCAAAUUCAUCAUGAGAAUCUACACCAACAGGUAUGGACCAGCUAAAGUCCGACAAGCUCUGAAGAACAGCCAUCAAAAUCAGAUCCGGACAGAACUGGAGAAAGAACUCAGAGAAGCUUCUCGGAUGAGUGGUGGCCCGGCCAACGUAACAGACCAGAGGGGGGAAGCUGGUGCAGAAGCGGAGAGCGCUGCAGGGUGUCCAUCGGGGAAAAGCCAACAACCGUGUGAGGUCAUCAAAUCGAAGAGAGGCAGAAAACCCAAAUCUGAGUCUAAAACCACAAAGUCUACCGUGAAAGCGGAGACCUCAGGUGGAGCUGUGAACCGUAAACGAGUGGAAGAGGAGCAAAGAGGGGACGAUGUAAAACCGAAGAGAAGACUAAGACAAAAAACUGAUGAGGAGCAUUUUGUGAAGCAAAAUCGAACCAACCUAAUAACGCUGAUCACAGACGUGGAGCCGGUUCUGGAUGAUCUGAUGCAGAAAGAGUUACUGACACAGGAGCAAUACGAUGUCAUUGUGAAAAAAGAGACCAGCCAGGCCAAAAUGCGAGAACUCUACAGAUACGUCAGUUCCUGGCUGGACUUGGAAGAAAAGGACAUGCUACUUGAGAUUUUGGAGAAGCAUAACCCCGUUGUCAUUAAGAAUCUCCUAGGCAAAUCAAAAGCAAAGAAGAAGUAGACGCCUGAACGCAGGAGACCCGUGAUUCGGCUUUCAGGUACCUCGCGGGCCUUUUACAUGAGCAGAUGAUCAGACCGGUGACUGGAGUGAACGCUCGUUCCUGAUAAUGGACACAGAAAAUCCUCGUUUGUCUGCUGCUGACAAACCAUGAACCUGUAUGGGAAGGAACGAUCGUAGUAACAGCAGCGAUCAUUGCUCCAGAUAACUGCAGCUAACGAGUGGCCAAUGGUCGGGAAUAAACUGUUUGCUCCUGAUCAUUGCCCCGUGUAUCUGCUCAUGUAGAUGGCUCCCAAGGCAGUAAUAUCACACAUUACUAUGGCCGCAGGCCCGCAGUGAAUGUCUGCAUUAGUGAUGAGCGGCAUAGGAAAUAUUUUUUUUUGCAAUAUUUCGCAAAUGUUUCG
Bufo bufo (common toad) is the source of this 1297-nucleotide messenger RNA. RefSeq lists its product as uncharacterized. The record is from RefSeq and is a predicted model, not a curated record. The transcript is spliced from 5 exons. Gene Ontology annotation, biological process: innate immune response; regulation of apoptotic process; inflammatory response. NCBI's taxonomy places the organism in Eukaryota, Metazoa, Chordata, Amphibia, Anura, Bufonidae. The coding region runs from base 51 to 896 and encodes 281 amino acids.